This is a messenger RNA of Monascus purpureus, 1222 nucleotides long. The record is from the annotation of a GenBank genome assembly. Lineage: Eukaryota; Fungi; Ascomycota; Eurotiomycetes; Eurotiales; Aspergillaceae.
AUGCCUGGCCCCUUGCCUGAAAGCGAGGCACAGCCUCGAUACAGCUUCGGCGAUGACUACAGCGAAGGUGCAUGUCCUCAACUUCUCGAGGCUCUCCUACGAACCAAUUCAACACAACAAGUAUCCUACGGAAACGACGAGUACAGCAACGAAGCCCGCAGAUUGAUCCGAGAAAAGCUAUCCGCCACCGAGGAUGAGGUGUCCAUCUACUUCGUGCCCACGGGCACAUCUGCUAAUCUCAUCUGCAUCGCGAGCUGUCUACGACCCUACGAAGCGGUCUUAACGGUCGACUCAGGCCAUAUUGCCAGCAAAGAAGCGGGCGCCAUCGAAGCUACCGGACACAAGAUGAUCAUUGUCCCCGGGGUCAGAGGUAAAAUGACGCCAGAGAACCUGGAGAAGGCGGUUCGCCAGAACCAGUUCUUCCCGCACACGGCCAAACCGCGAUUAGUCUACAUUUCCAACGCAACGGAGCUGGGAACGAUCUAUACGAAACGCGAACUGGAGGCGAUCAGUGCUGUGUGCAAACGGUGGAACCUGCUACUUCACAUGGACGGCGCCCGCAUCGGAGUAGCGCUGAGCGCGCCGUCGAACAACGUAACACUACGAGACCUGGUGGAUCUAAUCGACAUCUUCUGGAUCGGAGGUACCAAGAUGGGCGCGUUACUAGGGGAGGCCAUCGUGGUGCGAAACCACCUGGCCGAGGACUUUGUGUUCCACCUGAAACAGCACGGUGCCUUGAUGGCCAAGAGCCGUGUAAUGGGCGUCCAGUUUGCGGAGCUCUUCCGCGAGAACCUCUUCUUUGAACUUGCCGCCAAUGCAAACAGGACGGCUCGGUUGAUUGCGGACAAUUUCCAAGAGCUGGGCUAUCAGCUGUCAGCGAGGACGGAGACGAAUCAGGUGUUUGUGGUGCUGCCGCAGAGCUUGAUUGAACGUCUGCAAGAGCGGUACAGCUUCUAUGUCUGGGAGUAUUUGGACAAUCAGCAGGCCGUGGUGAGGAUUGUCACUUCCUGGGCGACAGAUGCAGCGGCUGUUGAUGGGUUUAAUUCAUGGGUUCGGCAAUGCAGCGUCUAAGGGGCAUGACUACUCGGCGUUUUGUGUGCAUUUCAGCGAUAGAUUUAGAUCUGGAUUUUUGCUAUGAUUAAUACUCUUGUUGCAUGACAUUCUAGAACAACUCAACAAAACAUUGAGUCAAUUGAGUCAGGAGAUGCGCGGUAAAUCGGGA